AUGGAGGUUCCGAAAAGCAUUCUGGACCAGGUCCUCCCUCAAGCCACGGCCUUCUGGGCUCACAUCGUGGCCACUUACUCGCCCCAGAAAAUCGAGUUCGUGGGCACCCUUCUCGUCCAAUUCCUCACCUUCUGGCUACCAUCCAUAUGCUACAUGCUCCUGGAUGUGCUAGCGCCUUCUUUUUCCCAACGCCACAAAAUUCAACCCGCACCUAAACAGCCACACCGUCGCGAGGUCGCCGACUGCUUUCUAGUUGUGCUACAGAACCAGAUCCUCUCAUCUGUCCUUCAUCUGACAUUGCUGUCUGCAGCCAGCCAUGCUGGCAUUAAUUCAACAUACCGCAUCGAGUCCUCCCUACCAGCACCAGUCGAGAUUCUCCGGGACGUCUUCUUCAGCCUGUUGAUGCGCGAGGCUCUAUUCUACUACAGUCACCGAAUUCUGCAUAUACCCGCCCUCUACAUUCGCAUCCACAAGAAACAUCACCGGUUCACUGCUCCGAUUGCGCUGGCUGCUCAAUUCGCUCACCCGAUUGAGCACAUCUUCGCUAAUACAUUGCCGAUCUCUCUGCCGCCACAGUUGUUAGGGAGUCACGUUUUGACUUUUUGGGUGUUCUUGGCUUAUGAGCUGGUGAAUACGGCCACGGUUCAUAGCGGGUACGAUUUCUUUUGUCACAAGGCUAAGAUGCAUGACCUUCAUCAUGAAAAGUUCAAUUUGAAUUAUGGAUCGUUGGGGUUAUUGGAUUGGGUGCAUGGAACGGAUCAAUUGAAGAAACGUACUGUUUAA
Molecule: messenger RNA, 783 nt
Organism: Penicillium coprophilum
Lineage: Eukaryota; Fungi; Ascomycota; Eurotiomycetes; Eurotiales; Aspergillaceae
Product: sterol desaturase family protein
Exons: 1
Coding region: 1-783 (260 amino acids)
Biological process (GO): ergosterol biosynthetic process
Molecular function (GO): C-4 methylsterol oxidase activity; iron ion binding
Source: RefSeq, a predicted model, not a curated record